Phyllotreta striolata is the source of this 1419-nucleotide messenger RNA. The record is from the annotation of a GenBank genome assembly. NCBI's taxonomy places the organism in Eukaryota, Metazoa, Arthropoda, Insecta, Coleoptera, Chrysomelidae.
AUGCCUGAUGCAACGGUGAGCAAAAAAGGCACCUCAUCCCUCUCGAUUUUUUCAUCAAAAUCGAGCCUGAAAUUACCAGUAAUAGAAGAUGUUAUACCAGACGGGGGUUAUGGAUGGAUAGUAGUAUUUGCUACAUUUUUAAUAUACGCCAUAGCCGAAGGAAUAACCUUUGCUUUCGGACUUUUAUACAUCGAAUUUUUAGAUGAGUUUAAAGCUACUAAAUCCGCCACAUCGGUGAUAGGAAGCUUAUUCGUGGCUCUACCACUAGUAGGCGGUCCAAUAUGCAGCUUGUUAGUAAACGCCUACGGUUGUCAAAAAAUGACCAUAGUAGGCUCAGCUAUAUGCGCCUUGGGAUUCAUUGGAAGUGCUUACUCCAAAUCACUAGGUGUUAUGUACUUAACGUAUGGUGUCCUUGGCGGUUUAUCCCGAGGAUUAUGCUACAUAACGGUGGUAGUAUCAGUAGCGUAUUGGUUCGAUAAAAGGAGAUCGUUGGCGCUUGGCAUCUCGGCCAGCGGUACUGGCUUCGGUACCAUAAUUUUUGCCCCGCUCACCAAUUUCUUGCUCUCAGAAUACGGAUGGAGAGGGUGUUUGUUGUUGUUAGGGGGUUGUUUGGCUAAUAUGUGCGUUUGCGGAGCUCUCAUGAUCGAUCCGGCUUGGGUACGUGAGGAAGAAGUUAGGAAGAAGAGAAAAAAGAAAUUAGAAUCGAAUGAUACUGAAAUAAAUAAUUUACUAGAAGAAACAACAAAAGAAAGUGUACCCACCAAAAAAUGGUAUGAGUUCAUUUUUACGGCGCUAUCUAGCUUCGACUUGUUUCUGGAAUCGCACUUUCUACUAUUGUGUUUAACUACAUUAUUUGCUGGAACGUGGUUUCUUACUCCAUAUUUCUAUUUAGCUGAUCACAUGACCCAAAAUAACUAUACCGAAGACCAAGCUUCUAUGACAAUAUCGAUCAUUGGAUUCUCCAACACUCUAGGAAUGGUUUUACUGGGUUGGUUAGGUGACAAAUGGAACGUUUCCAUAAUAUUUUCAGUAUCGUUAACUCUAUGUGGAUUCAGCGUCUGGGCAAUUAUCCUGUCCACAAGUAGUUUGCUGCUGUUAAACAUCAGUAGCGGAUUAUUCGGCUUCUUCUUUGCCUGCUGCUUCACUUUAUCGCCGUCACUGCUCGCCCAAAUCGUUAGUAAAGAGGAUUUCACCAUGGCCUAUGGGUUGAUUUUGAUGUGGGAGGGUAUAGGACACAUCACCGGACCUCCACUCGCCGGAUAUAUUGCGGAUAUAUCGAAAUCCUGGUCCCAAUCGUUUUAUCAAGCUGGAUUUUGGAUUGUCAUUGCUGGAAUGUGCUUGGCGGUAAUCGCUUGUACGAAAAAUAGAAGACUAUUUGGUAAAAGCAAACGGCAGCAAGUGGAUACUAACGAGCCUUAA